Molecule: messenger RNA, 4930 nt
Organism: Microcebus murinus (gray mouse lemur)
Lineage: Eukaryota; Metazoa; Chordata; Mammalia; Primates; Cheirogaleidae
Source: RefSeq, a predicted model, not a curated record
UCGUGAUAUGUUCUUCCCUCCACUCCCCGGGCCAGAGGGCCUGGCCCGUGACUUCGGCUAGACUGUCCCCGAGUGCCAGGAACAGCCACAGCACCUGGCCCUCCAUCCCCUCCCCAGCAGAGCAGGCCUCUGGUUCCAGGUGGGGCGGGGUGGGGGAUGCCACGUCAGUCCCCGAGGCCGGUUCAGUUUCCUCCUGCUUCGGCCAAAACAUGCCCAGCUCAGCAUCGUGGUCAAAGGAGCUUGGCACGCUGUGGACUCUGCUGAGGACAGCAAAGGGGACAGAGAUGAGAUUCCAGUGAGUGUAAGACCAGGGCCUGUCAGGCCAGGUGGGGCCCAGCAUGUCAUUCGAGUGGGGUAGCUCGUCCUUUCUCCUUUGCUUCUUGGUAAAUUUAUUUUCCUCGGUUAGCAGUAAUCCUGCAGUUUGCAAAUGCAGGUGACCCAGAACUGCCACUGCUUGGAAUCGUGUCUCUUUCAGUGUUCUUUCUGCUCAGAUAGUCUUGUCCCUGUUUAUUUUACAAUGCAAAUCCCAGAGAGCAGACCCUGUCUCAUGUCCCCCCGUGGGCUGUGAGGGGUCCUCAGGUGUCUGUUCUCUGUUGCUGUGUUUCUGUUUGGCUUCUAUUCAGCCUCCCUUUCUCCGUAGUUGCACGUAGAUGGUCUCAUUGUUAUUUGAGUUUAGUCAUCAGUAUUCCACACAAGCCCUGUCUCAGCUGUGUCAUGGUGACAAUCCGUCAAAACACAGCUCUUUGGAUAAGCAGAUGGUAACGGUCUCAUGCAGCAGCCUGUCCCCUUCUCCUUCAGAAGGGAGGGAGCAGCUGUAUCGAUUGCAUGGGCCUGUUUGCUCUGGCGCCUGGAGGUUUAAGAAUCAGCGCUUCCACCCUGGGGGCUCUGACAGUCUCCAGUUCUGUCCCUGUCAGCUCUGGCGGUGACUCUUUUCUCCUUCUCUGCCUGUCUCUCUGGAGGCAGAGCCUCUCCCCAAAGCCACGUGGCUUCUGUGAGUUCCUCCCCACCACUGCCGCUGUGGCAUUAGGGCCUUGGCAUUAGCCCCAACCCUGCCAUCCCUCAGCCACGAAGUCCAAAGGGGCAGCGGCUGUGGGGCCACACGCCCUGCCGGACGGCCCCGGCCCUGCGGACGGGUGCACGUGCCCGCCGAGCCCACGGCUGUGGACAGCCACCCGCAGCCUGCCCGUGAGUCUCCUCCCACGGCGGACUCACAGCUUCGUACCCAGGUGGGCUAGAGCUAGUCCCUGGGUGGGGUGCAUCUCUCCCACGCCCCAUGACCUGUGUCCCCCCACCCUUCCUCAGCCCAGAGGCAGGGGUAAAAAAACCCGCUUUGUGGCUCCUGGGAACACCACCAGGCCUCAGACCCUUCCUGAGUGCCUCCCACUGGUUCCGCAGGGAUGGGACAUGUGGCUGUACACGCCCCUCACCCUGUCCCUGCCACAGGACGUGUGGCGUCUGUCUUGUGGGUGCUGAUUCCUGCUGCUUUAGGUUUUGAGCUGUUUGCAUGUCCCUCUCGACCAUUUUUGUUGCCUGUUUCCCUGCAGAGGCGUGGGGAGGAAGCCGCGCCCUGGCGGGGACGGGGUCAGGUGGGCCCCUGGGGCCGGCGGGGAGGGGCUGUGAAGGGCCCCACUCUUGGGGCGAUGGCCAGAGUGCUGCAGGAGGCCUUGCGCCUUGGGGUUUGGGCAGUGACACAGGAUUAUGGCCUCUGCUGCUGCCCACGUUGCCGGGUAAAGCCAGAACAGCUGGGAGGAAGGAGUUGUCCCGGACCUGUCUGUGGUCAGUGGCUUUCUAGGCGCUGUCAGCGUUAUAGUCCCUGAGAGGGAGAAGAGGGACUGAGAACGUUGAUUCUUGCCCAGGAGCAACCUGCGUUUCUCCCUGUCCCUUUUCCUCUCCCCCAGGAGUACCGGGACAUAAGCCUGUGUGUUAGAAUCUGAAUGGCUUAGGAAAGCGCUUCCUCCCUGCUAGUCUGCAAACUUCAAAUGGACUAAAUGGACACAGGUUUUAGGGGACACCGAUCAGUUAGUGGGGGGGGCCUGUACCUCUCGAGGGCUUAGGAACGAGCCUCUCACACCUGCACGGCCCAGGCUGGCAUUUGGCCACCUGAGCAGGGGCCUCACUGCGCCUACUUUGAGGCCCUGGCACAUGCUAGUGCCUUUCGAGCUGCCGGGUGUGGGAAGAUGCCCCCGCGGCCCUGGAGGGCGGGCCUGAGACGCGGCAUGGCUGUCAGAGGAGAGGCUCCCAGCGUCCCGGGGGAGGGUGAACCCCCAGGGGAUCGGGGAGUGUGUCUGGAUUUUCUUCUCCUCUAGGACACCAGAGAUGCUCCCAGACCUGCCCCUGGGCAGUGUGAGCAGAUGACUAACAGUGAGAGGACGGGGACUCUCACAAUACUGUCCCGAUGAGUGGGGCGGGACACGGACAGGGGUUUGGAUCCCCUGAGAUCCGGCUGUGAGGUGCGCUGCAGUAAAUGCACGCUGGGAUCAAACAAAAGUAAAGCCUUUCAUGAAUAAUGUUAAUAUUGAUUACAUGUUUUCACAGUAAUACUUUGGGUAUAUUACGUUAAAUACAGAAUUUUACCUUUCUCUUUUUACUUUUUUAGUGCGGCUACUGUAAAAUUUAAAGCCACAUGUAUGACUUGCACUGAAUCUCUGCUGGGCAGCCCCGCGGUAGAGACAGGCGUAAGGUGCAUGUUGGAGAGAAGCAAGGCUCACAAGGGAAAGGAAGUGGUUUUGGAGGGAAAACCAUCGUGAAGAGCUCUCCAAGUCCCAGAAUGACAUGACUUCUGAGAAGCAUCUUCUGGCCACGGGCCCCAGGCAGCGUGCAGGCCGGACGGAGAGACGGAGCCAGUCUGACACUGCUGUCAACGUCACCACCAGGGUCACCGCGGCGGACGUUCUGAAGCCCCUCAAGCAGGAGGACCCCAGAUGUGCUACCCUCCCUGUCGUGAGGUGCGGGCAGCUCUCGGCCAGGCCCACGCCCGGCUGGGCAUUCUCUGGAGGCUCAAGACACGGAAGUUUAAUUAGCAUCAACAGCACUUGUACAGAGAUGGGCAAUUUUGACAAUGCUAAUGUCACCGGAGAAAUUGAAUUUGCUAUUGGUUAUUGCUUCAAAACCCAUUCCUUAGAAAUAUGCAUCAAGGCCUGUAAGAACCUUGCCUAUGGAGAGGAGAAGAAGAAAAAGUGCAAUCCGUACGUAAAGACCUACCUGCUGCCUGACAGAUCCUCCCAGGGGAAACGCAAGACUGGAGUGCAAAGGAACACGGUGGACCCCAACUUUCAGGAGACCUUGAAGUACCAGGUGGACGUCACCCAGCUGGGGACGCGGCGGCUGCAGGUCUCUGUGUGGCACCUGGGCACACUCGGCCGGAGAGCGUUCCUCGGAGAAGUGAUUGUCCCUCUGGCCACGUGGGACUUCGAGGACAGCGCGACGCGGUCUUUCCGCUGGUAUCCGCUCAGGGCCAAGGCUGAGAAAUGUGAAGAUGGCGUUCCUCAGAAUAAUGGAGAACUUGCAGUCCGGGCUAAGUUGGUCCUUCCUGCGGGACCCAGAACACUCCAGGAGGCUCAAAAAGGGACAGAUCAGCCGUCACUUAAUGGUCAACUCUGUUUGGUAGUGCUGGGAGCCAAGAAUUUACCUGUGCGGUCAGAUGGUACCUUGAACUCAUUUGUGAAGGGGUGUCUCACUCUGCCAGACCAACAAAAGCUGAGGCUGAAGUCCCCAGUCCUGAAGAAGCAGGCUUGUCCCCAGUGGAAACACUCCUUUGUCUUCAGUGGUGUGACCACGUCUCAGCUGAGGCAGUCAAGCUUGGAGUUGACGGUCUGGGACCAGGCUGUCUUUGGCGUGAGCGACCGCCUCCUGGGGGCAGCCAGACUUGGUUCAAAGGGAGAUGUGCAUGGCGGCACGGACUCGUGCUCACAAUCAAAGCUUCAGUGGCAGAAAGUUCUUUCCAGCCCCAAUUUGUGGACCGACAUGACACUUGUCCUGCACUGAGGUGAAGGCUCCACAGCCCCAGGCUAAAGGGGUGAGAAGCGCAGCGUGCCUGCAAGGGGCUAGGAACUGGGUGUGGGGCCCCAGCGGUGUAAGACCCUCUGGACGAGCAGUCUAGUCUCCACCUGCAGUCAUGUCACGUGGCUAAAGCACCCGUAGGUAUCUCUGGGUAUAUUUAAGUUAAACUGCAAUUACCCAUGUUAUGUACACCAGUCUCUGGCAGGUUGUAUAUUUGAGACAUGGACAAUGGCCAGAUUUCAAUAAAUGUUCACUUGCUGUGUCGAGUAGUGACAAUUACAGCUUUGUCACGUGCACUUGGAAGAGGAGGAGGCUGGUGAUUAAGAUCCUGCGUCCUCUCCUGUGGAUAGUCAUUUCCAGAGCUGGCCGGCCACAGGGUGCUGGGAGACUGGGUGGCUCUGUGAUGGGCCCUCCUAUUUAUAGGUCUGCGGUGUGGGAUUCAUGUGCACGUGACAUCUUUACUGAAAGGGAAAAAGCACGUGAAAAGGAAGGACACGAGUGAGCAGAACCAAUGACACAUGGAAACUGAUGUCCUCACGGCUUUUUGGGGCUGUGGAAUGAAACCAGAGCAAAGUUGUUCUGGUGGAAACACAGAUAGAUGCACAGACCAGAGUCCCUUCAUGGCUGGGGUCUGAAUGGUCAUUAUAGUGUGUUGUGUAUUUUCCAAAUAAGCAGCUUUGACAGAAAACUGGAGUGUGCAUACUCAAUUUUACAUGCAUAUAGAACACUAAAUCAUUUUUACCAAUGUGAUUAUAGCAGUUAAUCAGCUUAUCACUGUCCUCACAUCAGAUCAAGUGCUGUGGCUACAUGGCUUUAGUAUGUAAUUCUUUUAUUAUUCUGUAAAAGGUAACAAAAUAUACAGAACGAAACUUUCCCUUUUUAAAACUAAUGUUACAAACCCACAUUAUCAUUUAUAAAUACUAUACUCUAG